AUGCCUCUCCGAGUAAGAACAGUGCAGACAGUGGUUUUCUGGCAGUGUCCUGUUGGAGUCGUCGGGAGACUUAGAGUGAAUCACUUACGCCAAGUGCGGCGCGCGAGGCCUGGCAUCAAGGAGGCCCGCGGGUUCGGCCGCAACGGCUCGGGAACCGCCGGCGUCCGCGUCCACAGCGCCGCCCGCCCGGCCAAAGCUGCCUCCGGCUCCAGCGCCCGCCCUCCCGCCGCAGCCCGGGAACCAGGUGAGCCGAGGGACCCGGGGAGCCGCCCGGGGCCCGGGGCCGGGGCUGCCGGUGGUGGCGGCGGCGGGGCCCGGGCUCCGGCGUUAGGUGCGGGGACCACUCCGCCCAGCCCCCGCGUUACACUCGGAAGUCCCUGGGCCACUGUCACCGCAGGAUGCUCAUGGCACAAGUUCCGAAGAUGCCUGCUUACAAUGUUUCCCUUCCUAGAGUGGAUGUGUUUCUAUCGAUUCAAAGAUUGGCUUCUUGGAGACUUACUUGCUGGAAUAAGUGUCGGCCUUGUGCAAAUUCCCCAAGCUUUCUGUGCUUCAGUAAUUUAUGGAAUUUUUGGAUCAUGUCAUCAAAUGUCCAUUGGUACAUUCUUCCUUGUGAGUGCUCUGACAAUCAAUGUCCUCAGGACACAGCCAUUCAACAGUGGCCACUUAUUACUGGGAACCUUCAUCCAGGAUGACUUUUCUAACAUGUCCUUCUUUGAGAACUAUAACAAAUCCUUGAGUUCUGUGGCAUCUGUAACUUUGCUGACUGGGAUUAUUCAGUCAGGAUGGUAUCAGUGGAGGCCUAGUGGGGAGCCAGAACUUCCAUCUCCUCCCAGUAAAAAUGAAGAGUCCCUACUGCCUCAGGUGUCAGUGGAUUUUAAGAGGAGAACCUGGACUUCUACCUUACCAGGCAGUAACAAGCUGUCUAUGGGCAUGUUAGGUUUUGGCUUCAUUGUCACUUACAUUCCGGAGGCUGCCAUCAAUGCUUACCUGGCUGCUACAGCCCUGCACGUUAUGCUGUCCCAGUUGACCUGCAUCUUCGGAGUUAUGAUCAGUUACAAUUCUGGUCCCAUCGCCUUCUUCUACAACAUAAUUAACUACUGUUUAGGUCUCCCUAAAGCUAAUUCCACCAGCAUCUUACUAUUUCUAACCGCUAUUGUUGCUCUGAGAAUCAACAAAUGUAUCAGAAUUUCCUUCAACCAGUACCCCAUUGAGUUUCCCAUGGAAGUUUUUCUGGGUCCCUCCCAGCCUGUUUCUCCUGCAGAGUGUAGGUGGCGUGUGGAGCAGCGGACCACCUCCGUGUUUGCAAGGAGCCUCUCUGCUUGA
Odocoileus virginianus texanus is the source of this 1323-nucleotide messenger RNA. NCBI's taxonomy places the organism in Eukaryota, Metazoa, Chordata, Mammalia, Artiodactyla, Cervidae. The record is from RefSeq and is a predicted model, not a curated record.